This is a messenger RNA of Gastrolobium bilobum, 997 nucleotides long. RefSeq names its product aquaporin NIP6-1. Gene Ontology annotation, biological process: transmembrane transport. Lineage: Eukaryota; Viridiplantae; Streptophyta; Magnoliopsida; Fabales; Fabaceae. Bases 74 to 997 code for a protein of 307 amino acids. Gene Ontology annotation, cellular component: membrane. The record is from RefSeq and is a predicted model, not a curated record. The transcript is spliced from 5 exons. Gene Ontology annotation, molecular function: channel activity.
UCUCGAGGCCCUCACUCUCUGUAUGCUCUGAUUUCUGGGCCUUUCUUGUCUUAAUUUACUUGAUACAAGGGAUAUGGACAAUAAUGAGGAAAUUCCAUCAGCACCAUCAACACCUGCGACACCAGGUACUCCUGGUGCACCUCUUUUUGGUGGGUUUCGGUCUGAGAGAACCGGGAAUGGUGUUGCUAAGAAGAAGUCUCUUCUCAAGAAUUGUAAGUGCUUCAGUGUCGAAGAAUGGACCUUAGAAGAUGGAGUCUUACCAAGCGUCUCUUGCUCAUUGCCACCACCUCCUGUUUCUCUUGCAAGAAAGGUAGGAGCUGAAUUUAUAGGCACGUUCAUUCUCAUGUUUGCUGGGACAGCCACAGCUAUAGUGGACCAAAAAACACAAGGAACAGAGACUCUGAUUGGAUGUGCUGCCACUACUGGUCUUGCAGUUAUGAUAGUUAUCCUCUCCACAGGCCACAUCUCCGGUGCUCAUCUCAACCCUGCUGUCACCAUUUCUUUUGCUGCAUUAAAGCACUUCCCAUGGAAACAUGUACCUAUGUAUAUUGGUGCACAAGUUUUGGCAUCAAUAUGUGCUGCAUUUGCUCUAAAGGGUAUUUUUCACCCUUUCAUGAGUGGUGGAGUCACCGUUCCUUCCGGAGGAUAUGGCCAAGCUUUUGCUUUAGAGUUCAUUAUCAGCUUCAAUCUCAUGUUCGUUGUCACUGCUGUGGCCACCGACACCAGAGCUGUUGGAGAGCUCGCGGGAAUCGCUGUGGGAGCGACUGUCAUGCUCAACAUCCUCAUAGCAGGGCCAGUAACAGGAGGCUCAAUGAACCCAGUAAGAACACUAGGUCCAGCUAUUGCCGCAAACAACUACAAAGCCAUAUGGGUGUAUCUGGUAGCUCCCGUACUUGGAGCUCUAGGUGGGGCGGGUACCUACACUGCAGUGAAGCUGCCCGAAGAAGAUGAGAACGCCAAGGCAAAUGCUUCAACCCCCAGGAGCUUCAGAAGGUGA